UAUUAAAUAAGAAAAAUGAAAAAAAGAAUAUGGUUAACUAUACUUACUGGGUUCUUGUGGAUGUCUUUGUGGAUUUGAGCCUUGAAUUUCUAUUUUCCAGCUUUGACUAUCAUUGCAUUAGUAUUAAGCGUGCUUUGGAUUACAGAGUUCAUGAGGAAUGUGGUUAAUUUGGCAGUCAGUAGAGUAAUCUCUCUGUAUUAUCUUAGAGGAAUGCAGUCUAGUACUCAAUUUUGUUUUCAAAGAGCUACGACUAUAAAUCUUGGUAGUGAUUGUCUGGGGUCUCUAUUUGUGCCAGCAAUUAAAGCGCUGAGAAUUGUUGCCCGAGGUUUGAAUUUGCUCGAGGGAGAGGAUGAGUUCAUGUUUUCUUGUGCUCAUUGCUGUCUUGCAGUCAUGAACUCCAUUUUCAGAUUUGGCAAUGGCUGGGCCUAUGUACAGAUAGCCGCAUACGGAAAAAGCUUUGUGCAAGCAUCACAGGAUACUUGGGCACUCUUCGAGAGGCAAGAUAUGGAAAGGAUUGUAGAUUCUGAUAUUACAAGCUCAAUUUGCUUUCUUACAGGAGUAUGCAGUGGCUCCAUUUGUGUUAUUGUAGUUGCUGCUUGGACUCAUGAAUCAUAUCAACCUUUCACAGCCACAGUUUCCCUUCUGGCUUUUUUCAUUGGAUACCUAAUGACAAGAAUUGCUAUGGCAUUGCCCCAUGCCUGUGUGAGCUGCUACCAUGUUUGUUAUGCAGAAAAUCCUGACAACAGAUUAUUCGAUAAAACAAUCAAAGAACGCCAAGAAUUGAUAAAAUCUGGCUGCGAUGUGGUGGUUCCGACGCCUAGAGUACCCCGGCGGUUUGCAUCAUAGUUCAUAAGCCAAGGCAAGAUUUUUGCUGGAAAAUGUACAGAAGCAAAUUAAAAUUUGUGGUCACAGGUUGAACAUACUGUCAAAAAUAGUCCCUUUCAAUUUGGGGUCCAAUAAUUCAGAAUUCAGCUAAUCAAGCUAGAGAUGAGACAAUUUAACAUUAUCAUAUUUGCAUAUUCAUUUUAGGAUAUUCCUUAUUCCUUGAUUAAAGAGUUCCUCCAUUAUUUUAUUUA
Messenger RNA from Jatropha curcas, 1076 nucleotides. RefSeq names its product protein PNS1-like. NCBI's taxonomy places the organism in Eukaryota, Viridiplantae, Streptophyta, Magnoliopsida, Malpighiales, Euphorbiaceae. Gene Ontology annotation, cellular component: membrane. The record is from RefSeq and is a predicted model, not a curated record. Gene Ontology annotation, biological process: transmembrane transport. Gene Ontology annotation, molecular function: transmembrane transporter activity.